UAAACUUUCUUUCCUGCUUUUUCACAGUCCUGUUCCUGGACCCAGGUCUGGGGGACAGGGUUCCCAAUAUCACUGCUAACGGAUCGACAAGUCAAGCUCUUCCAACUCCUGUGGAGAUGAAGACCAAGCUGGACCGGUAUUCAUCGUUCAACAUUUAUGAAACCAACCUGGAAUGGCAAAUCUUUAACCGCUCUCUCCCAAAAGGAGCAAUCUCAAUCCACAACCAAUAUGUUGGACGCGUCGACUAUGUUUGCCAAUUCUUGUGCAACGCCGGCUUCUACAGCCCUGGCAUCGAUCCUUACUGCCACUACUCCUACAAAGGGAAAGAGUACAAUAGCUUUUUAUGGCCAUUUCAAAUCCUGGUAAACAAAGACAACUUUGAGAUUAUGGAAUGGAAGGACGGCUCCUACGGAUCAGUGCCUCAGAAUUCAGUCAGCACCUGCUCCAAAGGAGUAUAUGUUGGGAUGAACGAGUAUGGUCUUGGAAAAGUGGAUGUUAAAGAUAAGGUCUUCUACCUUCCCUGGGAAGGUUCUGAGUAUUGGUACAAUACCUACCAGGUCCUGACCUUUAGCAAAGAUAUUUACAGUGAGCACUUGUCUGAUGUCAAGUAUAAGACUGAUGGGGUCAAACCCAUUGACUAUCCUCCAGAGACCAUGCGCAAGUCUUCCGUCACCAACUACCAGUGCCAGACAGUGACAGCAACAGCAACAAUCUCAAAGACAUACCAAGUGGAGGAAAGGUGGGACACCAGCUUUUCUAUCACGGUAGGCGUCCAGACUAGCAUCACUGCUGGAAUCCCCGUUAUUGGCUCCGCAGGUAUUGAGUUUAGCGAGGAGACGACCCUCCAGUUCACCACGGGGACAACUUAUAUUGAGUCGACCACCCACACUGUUGCUGUUGAGUGCAAAGUCCCAUCAAACUACUCCUGUGGUGUCAAUAUGGUGGGGUAUAAGUACGGGGCAGACAUCCCUUACACUGCACGCCUCACCCGCACCUACAGCAACGGGAAGACCACAUGGACGUCCAUCUCUGGGACCUACAAAGGCGUCCAAAUGGGAGAAGUCCGGGCUGUGGUGGAUCCCUGUGAGCCUGUACCUGAUCCCACACCCUGUCCCUGAAAGAAUGAUGGAGGCUCAAUGAGAUUCAAUACCUAAUAAAUUGUAUGUUGGAUACACGUAACAAUGUAAUGAUAAGAAAAAAGUAAGUCUCCUGUUAUGUUUUAUAUGCCUUGAUAUA
Molecule: messenger RNA, 1236 nt
Organism: Anarrhichthys ocellatus (wolf-eel)
Lineage: Eukaryota; Metazoa; Chordata; Actinopteri; Perciformes; Anarhichadidae
Product: natterin-3-like
Exons: 1
Coding region: 117-1118 (333 amino acids)
Source: RefSeq, a predicted model, not a curated record